UCCUGCUGGGCCGGAGGGCGGGCCGGCGAAGGAGAGCAGCCAAGCCGGGGGCUGGUCUGGGCCUCCCUGACAGCGGCGGGUGGAGCCUGCGGCGGGAGGCCGGGAAGAGAAGAAGAGGCGGCGGAAGAACAGCCGCCGCCGUCGAGGUUCAGUGGCUGCUCGGGAGAAGCGCAGAGCGCGCCGCCGCUUCUUUCCCGCCCGCCCGCGUUGCUUGCCCGCCCAGCAGGCUCAGUCGGCACAAAGAGAUCGGCCGCUGGCGCGCGGCUCCAGCCAGCUGCUCGGGUCCGGGACGGGCAGCGCCAUGGCCGGCUACGUGCCGGGGCAACUGCCGCUCAACCGCAGCCAGGAAAAGGAGUUCGUGCAGGCGUACGAGGAUGUCCUGGAGCGCUACAAAGAUGAACGGGAUCGAGUCCAGAAAAAGACCUUCACCAAAUGGGUGAAUAAGCACCUGAUGAAGGUGCGCAAGCACAUCAAUGACCUCUACGAGGACCUGCGAGAUGGCCACAACCUCAUCUCUCUAUUGGAGGUUCUCUCUGGUGUCAAACUGCCACGGGAAAAGGGCCGGAUGCGGUUCCACCGACUACAGAAUGUGCAGAUUGCCCUCGACUUCCUGAAGCAACGGCAGGUGAAGCUGGUGAACAUUCGCAACGAUGACAUAACAGAUGGGAAUCCCAAACUGACAUUGGGGCUGAUCUGGACUAUUAUCUUGCACUUCCAGAUCUCCGACAUCUACAUCAGCGGAGAGUCGGGAGAUAUGUCCGCCAAAGAGAAGCUCCUUCUAUGGACACAGAAGGUGACGUCAGGCUACGUGGGGGUGAAGUGCACCAACUUCUCAUCCUGCUGGAGUGAUGGAAAGAUGUUCAAUGCUAUUAUUCACAGAUAUAGGCCGGAUCUAGUGGAUAUGGAGAGAGUUCAGAUUCAGAGCAGCCGAGAGAAUCUGGAACAGGCCUUCGAGAUUGCAGAGCGGCUGGGGGUCACCAGGUUGCUGGAUGCAGAAGAUGUGGAUGUUCCCUCACCAGAUGAAAAAUCUGUGAUAACAUAUGUGUCUUCAAUUUACGACGCCUUUCCCAAAGUCCCAGAGGGAGGAGAAGGCAUCAGUGCCACUGAAGUGGACACAAGGUGGUUGGAAUACCAGAACCACGUGCAAUCGCUCAUCUCCUGGAUCAAGCAGCACACGAUAACUAUGUCUGACAAAUCUUUUCCCCAGAACCCUGUAGAGCUCAAGGCACUUUAUAACCAGUACAUACACUUCAAAGAAACGGAGAUCCCAGGAAAACAGCAUGAAAAACGAAGCAUUGAGGAGCUGUAUAAACUGCUGGAGGCCUGGAUUGAAUUUGGCCGCAUUAAGCUGCCACAGGGUUACCACCCCAAUGACGUGGAAGAAGAAUGGGGCAAGCUCAUCAUAGAGAUGUUGGAGUGCGAGAAGUUGCUGCGGCCGGCUGUGGAAAGGUUGGAGUUGCUACUGCAGAUUGCAAACAAAAUCCAGAAUGGGACUCUCAGCUGUGAAGAGAAGCUCACCCUGGCAAGGAACACUCUGCAAGCUGAUGAGGCGCACCUGGAGUCAGGCCAGCUGGUGCAAUAUGAAUCCGACGUCAUCAUGUACCUCCAUGAGUGCGAAGGGCUCAUCUGCCAACUACAAGGAGAUGCUCAGAUACUCCGGGAUGAAAACUACUACCAGUUGGAGGAGCUGGUCUUCAAGGUUGUGAGGCUUCAAGACGAGCUGGUUACCUUGAGGCUCGAAUGCACCAACCUGUACCGGAAGGGGCACUUCUCCUCCUUGGACUUUGUCCAGCCUUCCUCCCUGAGCACCAGGCACCUUAAGACUGAGCCUUUGCUGAAGGGAAUGCACACGGCAGCAACCACUGCCUCCACUUCCUGCUUCCGGAAGCCGAUGACCCGCGCAGAGCUGGUGGCCAUUUCAUCCUCUGAAGAUGAGGGCAACCUCCGGUUUGUUUACGAACUGCUCUCCUGGGUGGAAGAGAUGCAGAUGAAGCUGGAGCGGGCUGAAUGGGGGAGUGACUUGCCAAGUGUUGAAUCCCAACUGGACGUCCAGCACCAUGUCCACAGCAGUGUUGAAGACCUGGGCUCCAGCGUGAAAGAGGCCCGGAUGUAUGAGGGUAAAAUGUCUCAGAAUUUCCACACUAGUUACACAGAGACAUUGGGGAAGCUGGAGACCCAGUACUGCAAACUGAUGGAAACCUCCAGCUUCCGACUGCGCCAUCUCCAGAGUUUGUACAAGUUUGUGUCUCAAGCAACAACUGAGUUAAUUUGGCUAAACGAAAAGGAAGAGGAGGAGCUGGCAUACGACUGGAGUGACAAUAACCCCAAUAUGACUGCCAAAUGGAAUUAUUUCUCAGAGCUUACAAUGGAGCUAGAAGAGAAACAGGACGUGUUUCGCUCCCUGCAAGACACAGCUGAGAUAUUAUCGUUGGAGAAUCACCCAGCCAAGCAGACUGUGGAGGCAUAUAGUGCAGCAGUACAGACUCAGUGGCAGUGGAUCAAGCAGCUAUGCUUGUGUGUGGAUCAGCAUGUGAAGGAGAACACAGCGUACUUUCAGUUCUUCAGCGAUGCCCGGGAUUCAGAGACAUACUUGAGGAACCUCCAAGAUACCAUCAAACGGAAGUAUUCUUGUGACUGCCACACCAGCUUGACACGCCUGGAGGACCUGCUCCAGGAUUCCAUGGAUGAAAAAGAGCAGCUGAUCCAGUCCAAGAGUUCUGUUGCCAGCUUAGUGGGUCGGUCCAAAAGCAUUGUGCAGCUGAAGCCCCGAAACCCUGACCAUGUUUUGAAGAAUACCAUCUCUGUGAAGGCUAUCUGUGAUUAUCGCCAAAUUGAGAUCACCAUCUGUAAGAAUGACGAGUGUGUGCUGGAAGACAAUUCCCAGCGAACCAAGUGGAAAGUGAUCAGCCCCACCGGAAAUGAGGCCAUGGUCCCAUCUGUUUGCUUCUUGGUACCCCCUCCCAACAGAGAGGCCAUUGAUGUGGCCAGCAGAGUGGAACAGCUAUACCAGAAAGUGAUGGCCCUGUGGCACCAGCUCCAUGUAAACAUGAAGAGCCUUGUCUCCUGGAACUAUUUGAGAAAAGACAUCUCUCUGGUGCAAAGCUGGAAUAUGGAGAAGCUCAGGGCCCUGGCCCCAGGGGAAUGCCACCAGUGCAUGAGGAACCUUCAGGUGCACUGUGAGGACUUCUUGGAGGACAGCCGGGAUUCAGAGCUCUUCUCCGUAGCUGAUCGGCUGCGCCUGGAGGAGGAAGUAGACUCAUGCAAAGAGCAAUUCCAGCAGCUUUUGCAAUCAAUGGAAAAUGAGGACAAAGAUGAGACGGCUUCUCGGACGUACCUCUCUGAGCUAAAGAAUAUCCGCCUUCAUCUGGAGGAAUGUGAACAACGUCUGGUGGGCACCAUCCGGACACCAAGCAGCACUAGAACAGAUGGGGAUGCCCUGCAGGAAAAUGCUUUCCGGAUUGCUGAGCAGGAGCGAUUGAAGGAGGACUUGGACCAUUUGAAGGUCGACAUGGAGCAACUUUCUGAAAGAUGCAACAUUUUCUUGCACAAGUCUCCAACUGGAUCAAGCACCCCACAUCUUCGUUCUGAGCUUAACCUGCUGGUGGAAAAGAUGGACCACGUCUAUGGGCUCUCAACUAUCUAUCUGGACAAGUUAAAGACGGUUGAUGUUAUCAUUCGCAAUACCCAAGCAGCGGAGUCUUUGGUCAAAGGCUACGAGGUUAAACUGAGUCAAGAAGAGGCUGUGCCCACUGACCUAAGCGCCAUUCAUUCUCACCGAACCACAUUACAGCAAUGGAUCAGUGAAGUGAAUGAUAAGAGCAACAUCUUUGCAGUGUUGGAAGAUGACUUGUCAAGAGCUAAAGUUGUGGCGGACCAGCUGUACCAUUUGAAGCAGGAGUGCAGUCUUGACCUGGAGCGCUACCAGGAGAAAGGGUCGCAGCUGUGGGAUCGCUGGCAGAGGGUCAGCCUGCAGAUGGAUACUCGCCGAUCAGAGCUGGAGAGUAUAGAGGAAGUACUGACUGAUUACCGGAAUUGUCAUGGGGCACUAAUCCAGUGGAUUGAGAUGACCACAACCCAGCAAGAGCUGAUGAAACCUGGACAAGCAGAGGAUAGCAGGGUCCUUUCAGAGCAACUCAGUCAACAGAUGGCGCUGUUUGCUGAAAUAGAAGCAAAUCAAGCCAAACUGGACCAGUGUCAUAAACUAUCUCAGCAAUACUCAGCAGCUGUUAAGGACUACGAAUUGCAGCUGAUGACAUAUCGUGCCUUUGUGGAAUCUCAGCAGAAGUCCCCUGUGAAGCGCCGGCGCAUGCUCUCCUCCUCCGAUGCCAUUACGCAAGAGUUCAUGGAUUUGCGUACACACUACACGGCUCUGGUCACGUUGACCACACAGCAUGUGAAGUACAUCAGUGAUGCCCUCCGGCGCCUGGAAGAGGACGAAAAAGUUGUAGAAGAAGAGAAGCAAGAGCAUGUGGACAAGGUGAAAAAACUCCUGGGCUGGGUCACAAGUUUCCAGCAGAAUGCACAGUUCAGAAGUGCCCCACCAAAGAGCAAAGGACUAGGAGAUAUUGAGAAGUCCAUCUUGGAGCAGCAGGUUCUGAAUGAGGAACUGGCUGCAAAGAAGGAGCAAGUCUCAGAAGCGAUCAAAACCGCUCAGAUCUUCCUUGCAAAGCACAGUCACAAGCUUUCAGGCCAGGAGAAGGAACACAUUUUGACCCAGCUGAAUGAUCUCAAGGAGACUUAUGAUCAGCUCUGCUCUGACUCUGUGGAACAGCUCCAGCAGCUUCAAAGUCACAUGGCCCAGGAGACGGCCCAUAAGGGACCUGAGACUGUUGCUGGAGUGCUAGACCUAGGCACAAUGGAAGUGUUUCCUGUUUUUGGGGCCAUGCAGAAAGGUCUCCUAGACCAAGAAACAGGCCUUAUACUGUUGGAAGCCCAGGUGAUCACAGCUGGACUUGUGGUCCCCAGUACCAGUGAAAAGCUCUCUUUGGCAGAUGGCCUGGCACGAGGCGUCAUAAACUACAGGACCUACCAGCUGCUGCAGGAACUGCAGAGUGCCACCCAUCUGGUCCGCAUUCCUGAUGUCAAAGGCAAGCAGUUUCUUCCUGUUGUGGCCGCCAUGGAGGAUGGAACAAUCAGUGAAAGCAUUGGGCUGAAAAUCUCAGAAGUACAGCUUCUCACUGGAGGGUUUAUAGACCCUUCCAGCCUUGGGAGAAUCAGCUUAGAAGAGGCUCUUCAAAGAGGCAGCAUCACCACCCACCUUCAUGGGAAGUUGGCUUCUCGCCUGAGAUCUUGCAAGGAGUUGAUUGACCCCAAUUCAGCCAAGAAAAUUAGCCUGAGUGACCUGAUGCAGCAAUGCAUCCUUCACCAAGAAACAGGACUGAGGUUGUUCCCAGUGAAGCAGCUAGCUGGUGGGAUGGUGAGCUUAACGUCAGGCCGGAAGGUGAGCAUCUUCCGUGCAGUGCAGGAAGGGCUGAUAGAGAAGCAGGUGACGGUGAGGCUACUGGAAGCCCAGCUCUUUGCUGGGGGCAUCGUGGACCCCAAAAGCAGCCAUCGAUUGACUGUGGAUGAAGCCAUAAGACAUAAUCUGAUUGAUCAAGAUCUGGCUUGUGCCCUUUUGGUCCGACAGCUGCAGAAUGGUGGGAUUAUAGAUACAGUUACGGGAGAGAGACUUUCACUAGAUGAAGCUGUAAGGAAAGACUUGGUAGAAUCAAGAAUUGCUGUGGUGAUCCUGGAAUCCCUUUGGUCAUUUAUGGGUCUUUUGAGGCCAGAGUCAGGAGAGAUUCUCCCGGUUGCAGAUGCCCUGGAGCAAGGUACCUUGUCUGAUGAGCUGGCCCACAAGAUUCUAAGCAACAGGCAAUGCAUUGAGGCACUUUUUAUACCAGAAACCAGAGAGAUCGUGCCUUGGCAGAAAGCUGCUGUUCGUGGGAUCCUGGACAGAGAUGCCAUUGAGAAACUAAAAUCAACCCACCUUCCUGACGUCAUGCCAAAUAUGCCCCUGGCAGACUCGCCAAGCAGAUGGAAAAAGAGUAUCCCUUCCUCAGAUAGCCCAACCUAUCAUAAGGACCAAAGCGAGUGUCCACUAAAGAAUUGUGAAGAAAGGAUGUUGUUUUAUUUGAUGACCCGCAGCUAUAUCAACAUCCACAAUGGCCAAAAAUUGCUACUUGUAGAUGAGGAAUUAAGUAACCUUGUUGAAAUGCUUGUGCCAGCUGAAGAGAAUGGCUCUAACACUCAUUCCUUAAAAUAUAGCAAAAACCAGUCCCAACAAUGGGAUGAUUUUGAGGACAGGAAGACUACAGUUGCUGGUGCUGAACCCCAUAAUGAAUUAGCUUUAAAGGAGCUUGAAUUUAAUUUAUCUGUGUCCAAAAAAGAGCUUGAGAGACAUCUGCUCUCAGAAGUUUAUCCACCUAAUGAAAUGGUUGAAAUGGAAACUGGAAAACCUCCAGUAAAAAAUUUAGAAAGAAGUGUGAAUGUGAAGAAGCAAGAGGUGAAAGUGGAUCCUAUGGGAGACCUUAAACAUGAAAUGGAUGAUCCCCAAAGAGAGGAAGAACUGAUGAAGAAGCAAGAGGUGAAAGUAGAUCCUGUGGGAGACCUUAAACGUGAAAUGGAUGAUCCCCAAAGAGAGGAAGAACUGAUGAAGAAGCAAGAGGUGAAUGUGGAUCCUGUGGGAGACCUUAAACGUGAAAUGGAUGAUCCCAGAAGAGAGAAAGAACUGAUGAAGAAGCAAGAGGUGAAAGUGGAUCCUAUGGGAGACCUUAAACAUGAAAUGGAUGAUCCCCAAAGAGAGAAAGAACUGAUGAAGAAGCAAGAGGUGGAAGUGGAUCCUGUGGGAGACCUUAAACGUGAAAUGGAUGAUCCCAGAAGAGAGAAAGAACUGAUGAAGAAGCAAGAGGUGAAAGUGGAUCCUGUGGGAGACCUUAAACAUGAAAUGGAUGAUCCCAGAAGAGAGAAAGAACUGAUGAAGAAGCAAGAGGUGGAAGUAGAUCCUGUGGGAGACCUUAAACAUGAAAUGGAUGAUCCCCCAAGAGAGGAAGAACUGAUGAAGAAGCAAGAGGUGAAAGUGGAUCCUAUGGGAGACCUUAAACGUGAAAUGGAUGAUCCCAGAAGAGAGGAAGAACUGAUGAAGAAGCAAGAGGUGAAAGUGGAUCCUGUGGGAGACCUUAAACGUGAAAUGGAUGAUCCCAGAAGAGAGAAAGAACUGAUGAAGAAGCAAGAGGUGAAAGUGGAUCCUGUGGGAGACCUUAAACAUGAAAUGGAUGAUCCCAGAAGAGAGAGAGAACUUAUGAAGAAGCAAGAGGUGAAAGUGGAUCCUAUGGGAGACCUUAAACAUGAAAUGGAUGAUCCCAGAAGAGAGGAAGAACUGAUGAAGAAGCAAGAGGUGGAAGUGGAUCCUGUGGGAGACCUUAAACGUGAAAUGGAUGAUCCCAGAAGAGAGGAAGAACUGAUGAAGAAACAAGUGGUGAAAGUGGAUCCUAUGGGAGACCUUAAACAUGAAAUGGACGAUCCCAGAAGAGAGGAAGAACUGAUGAAGAAGCAAGAGGUGAAAGUGGAUCCUGUGGGAGACCUUAAACAUGAAAUGGAUGAUCCCAGAAGAGAGAAAGAACUUAUGAAGAAGCAAGAGGUGAAAGUGGAUCCUAUGGGAGACCUUAAACAUGAAAUGGAUGAUCCCAGAAGAGAGGAAGAACUGAUGAAGAAACAAGUGGUGAAUGUGGAUCCUAUGGGAGACCUUAAACGUGAAAUGGAUGAUCCCAGAAGAGAGGAAGAACUGAUGAAGAAGCAAGAGGUGGAAGUGGAUCCUAUGGGAGACCUUAAACGUGAAAUGGAUGAUUCCAGAAGAGAGAAAGAACUGAUGAAGAAGCAAGAGGUGAAAGUGGAUCCUAUGGGAGACCUUAAACGUGAAAUGGAUGAUCCCAGAAGAGAGGAAGAACUGAUGAAGAAACAAGUGGUGAAUGUGGAUCCUAUGGGAGACCUUAAACGUGAAAUGGAUGAUCCCAGAAGAGAGGAAGAACUGAUGAAGAAGCAAGAGGUGGAAGUGGAUCCUAUGGGAGACCUUAAACGUGAAAUGGAUGAUUCCAGAAGAGAGAAAGAACUGAUGAAGAAGCAAGAGGUGGAAGUGGAUCCAAUGGGAGACCUUAAACGUGAAAUGGAUGAUCCCCAAAGAGAGGAAGAACUGAUGAAGAAGCAAGAGGUGGAAGUGGAUCCUAUGGGAGAACUUAAACGUGAAAUGGAUGAUUCCAGACAAAAAGAAGAACUGAUGAUGAUCCAGAGCAGGACUGAAAUGGACUUUCCAGUGUGCAAAUCCAUACAGGACUCUAGCUUUGAAAUGGAAUCCAUAGAUGUGGAGAUCACAUGGGAAGAUAAGUUUGCCAAACUAUUGACAGAAGAGAUGGCUUUAAAAGAACAGGAGACUAAAAUUGAAAGACAUCAUGUUGAAAAAGAAAAAAACAUCAUGUCCACAGUUGAUGUGGAGAAGAUGGAGAAAUCUCAAAACUUGAAAGGGAAUGCUCUUGAACAUGUCACCGCAGCAGAAGAUGCAGCAGGAGCUGGAUCUGUGAACUGGUUAAAUAUUGGAAAAGUGGAAAAUGAGUCAGUAGAAAGCCUUCUUUAUCAUGCUGAUGGGAAAUCUACAGAUGAGCGUAUUAAGGAAGGACAGUUGGGUAUAGAAAAAAGAGUGGCUCAUUUCCAUCAAACUUACAGUUCUGCAUCACCAAAACUGUCCACAGACUUGAAAGAAGACAACACUCUGAGAAUGCUGCUAAUGCAGCUUCAAGACGGUGGCAUAAUUCACGAACAGACAGGGAAGAAAAUGCUCCUGGAUGAGGCCAUUGCCUGUGGAGCUGUGCCCAGCCCUACAGCCAUCAAACUGAUGGAUGAGAUGAAAACGUUCAGUGGCUUCUUUGAUGCUGAGACCCAUGAAUCAUUAACCACUGAAGAGGUAAUUGGUGAAGGACUGAUGGAUGAGAAACUUCUGCAGAAGGUGUUGACAUCUGAUAAAGCCAUCAGUGGUGUUAUAGAUCCAGUUCACAAAACCAUUUGCUCUGUCCAGGAUGCAUCUGAGGUUGGUCUUUUGGACAAAGAAACUGCUGCACGAAUCCUGGAAGGGCAAGUCAUUACUGGUGGAAUUGUUGACUUCAAGCGUGGCAAGAAAAUGUCAGUCACGUUGGCUUUCAACCAUGGCCUUAUACAGCAACCUACGCAAGAAGAUCUUAAGAAGUUAGAGAAAGCAUGUAAGGGUAAAGGGGCUGACGAUGCAACCAAAGAGAAGCUGAUCACUUUGCAGGCUGAAAUACGUGGCAUCUUAGAUCCCAUAACUAAAGAACCUUUGACAAUCACCCAGGCUGUGGAAAAGGGAUUUCUAGCCAAGGAGAAAGCCUUCCAACUCCUUACCAAGCAGAUAGCUGAUGGAGGGAUUCUUCACCACAAGACAAGCAUGAGGCUUUCAGUAGAGGAUGCUAUGGAGCAUGGAUUGAUUGGCCAAGGCCUCUAUGAAGAUCUCAAAAAGGCUGAAAGUGUGUGUCUGCAUCGGUAUAUUCAUCCAGAAACAAAGGAACUUAUGUCCCUACCUCCAGCCACACCCCUGGGAUUCAUCAGCUCAGAUUUUCAAAGCCAUGUUCAAGGAAUACAAGCCUCAACUGGAAGCAUAUUUGAUCCUGUUUCUGGCCAGAAAAUUACUCUGACUAAAGCUGUGAAGGAAGGGUUAUUGCCCAAGAAGGUUAUGGAGAAAGCCAACACAUCCUCUGAAAUGAAUCAUGCAAUAAUUGAUCCAGAGAGCUGUAGAUUAGUCCCCUAUUCAGAGCUGGUCAGGAAAAGCAAAAUUGACAUUGAAUCAGGUCGGAGAUAUUUAGAAAUUGUUCCCUUUCGAGACAUCAAGGAUGAAGUGACCGGGAAUGUACUCUCGUGUCCACAGGCAAUUAAGGUUGGCAAGGUAGACCUCAGGCUUGCAUUGAGGUUGUUGCAAGCUCAAGCAGACACAGGUGGCAUCAUGGAAACUUCAACCGGCCAAAGGUUGACGCUGGCAUCUGCUUUGGAACGAGAAGUGCUGGAUAAAGAUACAGCAACACUCAUUGCUGUUAAUCAGAUCUUGGCUGGAGGGAUCAUUGACACUGAGAGCGGAGAACGAGUCAGGUUAGAAGAGGCUGUUGAGAGAGACUUAGUCAGCAAGGAAUUAGCCAGUGCAGUUCAAGUAAGUGUUCCAAUAACCAGUGAUGAAUCUGGACAUGAGGACCUGGAAGAACGUGAAGGUUACCAGCCUCAGCGGUUGCUGCAAAAUGGAACCUCAGAGUCUGGAGUAUUGGCCGUUUGUGAAUAUGUGACUGAGAAUCAUGAUGAAAAAGAGACUCCAGUGCUUUUGGCUAUGGAGUGCACCCCAACUGAUGACACCACUAACAAUUAUUUGAAAGGGAUUCAGGAAAUGCCGAAAGGAGUGGUUGAAUCAGUGCCACCCUCCUUUCCUUUUGCUUCAGCACUGGAUAAUUUGGCUAGUCAGCUUUUAGCAGAAGGCAAGCUGGCACCCGAGCUUGCCUUAAUACUAGACCCAGUCGAUGGCAUGCAGGUAAAAGCUCAGAAAAAAAAAGUUAGGAGGAAAAGCAAGUUGAGAGGGGAAGAACUCUUGAAAGGAAAGUUAGAAAAGCAAGCAGGAAAUGAGCAGAUGAUUGAAAAGAAAUUGGAAGGAAUUGUAUCUCAGGAGGAGAAGUCUAUAAUGGAUGUAGGGAUGUGCCAGACAAUUAAUGGGGACCAGGAACUACAGGAGAAAACAUUUGCUCAGGAAGAGAAUGCUACUGGAGCCCUUGUCUUCCAGAAAGCUCAGGGAAUCGUGUGCUUGGAACCUCUGGAGAUGUCAACAUCAAAGAAACUUGCUUCUGUAGGUCAGACAGAGGAAGAAAAUGUUUGCAGAAAUUCUGAAGAACCUUCCACAGCUUCAGAGCCCAAGAAGCUAGCCUCAGAUGAGAUACUAUUUGGGGACGUGAAGACUGAACUACCAUGUCCUGGGUCUGAAUUGAGACCUCGAGAUCUUAGCACUUCAGAAAAUAUUGACUUAAAAACCACUAAGAAGAAGAAAACAAAAAAGAAUAAAAAGCCGGCUGCUGUUCCAACAGAACCAGUUAGGGUUUGUGACUCUUCCGAAGGAAGUCUAUCCCUUCCUACCCCAGAUGCCAAGGGAACCUUGAUGGAAAGGAUCAAGGAGGAGUUGACCUCUGGAGUUCAAGAAUCCUUCAAGGAGAAUAUAUCUGGCAGAGUGGCGAGCAGUCCGGUCACAACAGAACAAGUGGAGGUAAAGAGACCAGAUCUGCAGGCAUUUGGAAAAGAGAAAAAGCACGUGAGCAUUAAAGAGAACAUCACAGAUGACCAGAAAGUGAAAAUUAUCCCAAAGACAGAUGCACCCAGAGAAUUAACAGAGCGAGACACUAAAACUUACCAAGAUUCUUUGGUAGUGGAAGAUAUGCUAGAAGAAGAAGAAUCUCAAGAAAAGACCAAAGAACCAUUCAUCUCAAAAGACCAGGUGCCCAUGGUGAGUGCCAUAGAUGGCACAGAAUCCUCUGGGUCUUCUGUGCUCAAUACAGAGGCCCUGAAAAACAGAGAUAUCUUAAAAGGCAAGAUAAGUCGUUAUCCUUCUGUGCCUUCACUCAGACAAGAGGAUACUGUCCAGGAGAUAACAGGAGAAGAUGGAAGCAUUGCUGUCAAAAGAGUGUCUGUUGAUGCAGGAGCAGAGGAGAGGCAUCAAGCUGGCUUUAAGGGAGACAAGAUAGUUGGGCCAGAGACGCAGAUGCUGGAAGACCACGAGUUUCCGGAAAGCGAGAGGAAUUUCUCUACACCAAAAGCAGCCGUGCAAGAGAAUGAAGUCCUGAAAAUGACCAGAGAAAGCAACUGUGUGGUUGAAGGUGAUGGAGAGGAGAGAUGGCAAGAGUCUCCUAAACCAGCCAAGGCUCCACAUAGCAAACAACUUUGUCUCAACUAUGAUGAGAAAUUGGUUGCGUUCCUGUCCAGAGUGCGCGACAUUGAGAUGCGCAUCCAGCGGGUUCCGGUUGCGGAACUGAACUUAGGAGCCCUGCGGGAUCUGCUUCACCAAGCUACGGCCUUGGACGCAGAGUUGAAGAACUUGUCAGCUCCAGUAAAUCGGGAGCUGGAAGCUGUGAAAGGGAUUCUGUCCAGCCCUCCCCAAGAGGUCCCUGAGCAAUUACUGAAGGCUUUGGCGAAGGACGCCAAGAACCUUCAGAAAUCUUUUGGCUCCAUCAGCAAGGCAGUGGCCUCUUGGCUGCUGAGCCUGAACACUGCGGCAGAAGCAGAAAAGGCUAAAAUCCUAAUGCAUCACGAGAAGCUCCAGAGCAGGCUGGAAGAGCUGCUGCGCUGGGCGUCUGACACCACACAGUUACUUAACAGUCUUGAAUCCCACACGAAAACUGAUGCCAGCAGUUUGAAUUCCUGCCUUCAGAGCUACAAGGAGCUGAAGAAGCCCUUUGCAGAUAGCAAAGCUCAGCUCGAUGCAACAGCCUUUGACAUUCAGUUCUUCAUUUCUGAGCAUGCUCAAGACUUGACCCCGGAGCAAAGCAGGCAGCUGUUAAGGCUGCUAAACGAACUGCAGAUGUCCUUCCGGGAGCUUUCAGAGCGACUGGCCACUAGGGUGGAGGUCCUGCAGGUCUGUCUCCAGCAAGCGGAGCGGACGGAUCAGACGCUUCAAGAACAGCAAGCCAUACGCAGUCAGAAACUGGAGGAGUUGUGCACCUGGAUGAAUCAGGCUGAGAACAGGCUGGUGGAUCCACAGGGAGCAGCUAGGGAAGGGGACCUUGCUGUGCUGGAACAGAGGCAGAGUGAUAUUAAGGAUCUGCAGAGGAGCAUGCACAGCCGGGCAGCUUCCUUCGCCAGCAUCUUGAAAGCAACAGAGGAGUUUCUAGAGGAGAACCGGACUAAACUAGACCCCAGGGAGCUGGCAUCCCUGCAAGAAAGACUCUGUCAGGCUAAGGAACGGUACCAGUCCCUGCAGGAGAGGACAGAGGCGGCUCAGAAGGAGCUCAAGAGUGCCGUGAGCACUGUGGUGCAGCAGCAGACAGAAAAGGUUAGAGCUGUCAAAGACUUUGAAGAAAAUCGGAAUAAGAUCGAAUCCCUUCUGCAUUGGGUGGCAUCCUUAGAGCAACCCCGAAAGCUCGCAGAAGGUAAACUCCAUGUAGCGGGGCUCGGAACUGGAGGAUAUGGAGAGGGAAGCAUCCAAGAUACUCCCGACGGUCAAUUCACGGAGGUGGGCAGAGCCGAAGAAGAUCUCACUUUGCACUACGAGAGCUUGAAGCUCCACCACCAAGAGCUUCUCUCUCAGCAGCAAGAUGUCCUUCUAGCCACGCAGUCAGCUCAGGCCUUCCUGGACAAGCAAGGCCAUAAUCUAACUCCAGAGGAGAAGCAGAGGCUCCAGGAGAGGCUGGAGGAGCUGAGGGACCAGUACGCCACGGCCUUGUCUCAGUCGGAGGUGCAGCUUAAGCAAGCACAGGCUCUUCGUGAUGAGCUGCAGAAAUUUCUCCGAGACCACAUGGAGUUUGAGGCUUGGCUGGAACAGGCUGAAGAAGAGUUGGAGGGGAUGCGUGCUGGAGACGGCAGCCUCGAGUCCCUUCAGCCCCUGCUCCGCCGGCAAGGCAGCUUUGCGGAAGAUGUGAUCUCCCACAAAGGGGAUUUGCGGUUUGUCACAAUGUCUGGGCAGAAAGUGCUGGACGCAGAGACGGUGGUGGCUGGUGGUGCCGGAGGGCCUUCAGGACCUGCGGUCUUAGCCACUGGGACAUUAGUGAAGAACAAGUUGGAAGAUGCCACCAAGAGAUACAGUGCUCUCCAUUCCAAGUGCACUAUGCUUGGUUCCCAUCUAAGCAUGCUUCUGGAUCGCUCUCAGCAAUUCCAGAAUGUAGCAGAAUCUCUCCGGAUGUGGCUACAAGAGAGUGAAGAGGCUGUGGCAGCCCUCCUAUCGGAGCCCGUUUCUUCAGACCCGGUCAUUUUGCAGGGGCAGCUUGCCAGUGCCAAACGUCUGCAGGAAGAUCUUGCAGAGCAUCAGGUGCCUGUAGAGAAGCUAGAGAAGGCAGCCCGGUCCCUCUUGGAAAUACAUGAAGCGCCCUUGCCUGACCACAGAGGCAUUCAGGAAACUACAGAUUCCCUUCUGAGCCGCUUCCAGAGUCUGUCUUGUCGGAUGGCGGAGCGCUCAGAUCUCUUGCAGAAGUCCAUUGCUCAGUCUCAGAGUGUCCAGGAGGGGCUGGAAAGUCUCCUUCAGUCCAUGGCUGAGAUAGAGAAAAACCUCCAAAGGGGAGGUGUGGCUGCUUUCUCCUCCACCUCCAUCCAGGAGGCCCUUGCCACAAACAUGAAGCUGAAGCAGGACAUUGCCAGACAAAAGAGCAGCCUUGAAGCCACCCGGGAGAUGGUGACCCGGUUCAUAGGGACAGCUGACAGCUCUACAGCUGCUGCCCUGCAGAGCAAGCUGGCUGAGGUCACAGAGCGCUUCGGUAGCCUUUGGCGGCAGCAGCAGGAGAAGCAGGAUGCACUGAAGGGUCUCCUCCCUAAGGUGGAGCAAUACGAGCACCUUUCUGAGAAGCUGCAGCAGUUCAUGGAGAGCAGGACGCGACUGCUGGCCUCAGGAAACCAGCCAGAUCAUGACAUUGCUCACUUUGCCCAACAGGUCCAGGAACUGAAUACUGAGAUGAAGCAGCACCACGAAGACUUGGACACGUUGGAAUGUCUGACCACAGAACUGAGCUCUUGUGGUUUUGCCGCAGCAGGCUCCUCCUCACAUCAGCAGAAGGUGCAAAGUUUACGGAAAGACUUCAUGCAGUUGCAGAAAGCAGCAAAGGAAAGAGAGAAAGGUGCAUCCUCUUGCCGGGAACAGUUGGAUGAGUUCCGAAAACUAGUUGGAUCCAUCAAGCAAUGGCUGAAAGAAACAGAGGGAAAUAUCCCAGCCACGGAGGCUUCUUUGGGUACCCAUGAGCUGGAGAAGCGGAUGCAGCAAAUUGAGCAGGUGAUCUUGGAAGAAUGGACAGAGAAGGGAGUUCUUGUGGAUGAGAUCAACCGCAGAGGGACGGCUUUGGAGAGUUUGAUAGUUGAGAUUACGGCCCCUGAUGCCCAGUCUAAAGCAGGUUCUGUGCUGCCGGCUGGGGGAAGUUCUGUAGGCAGCGUUAAUGGAUAUCACACCUGCAAAGAUUUGACAGAGAUCCAGUGUGAUGUGUCAGAUGUCAACCAGCACUAUGAGGGGCUUGGUGCCACCUUACGGGGGCGCCAGGAACAGCUAUCAGCCAUGUUGGCAAAGAUGAGAGAAGUCCAGGAGGAGGUGGGCUCUGUGCUGAAGUGGCUGGAGUCGAAGGAGCGGGCCUUGACAGCAAUGGAAGCUUCCUCCUCGCCAACCAAGUCGGAAACGAUGAGAGCUCAGGCAGAGCACAACAAGGCAUUUCUGGCUGAGCUGGAGCAGAAUGCUGAGAAAGUACAGAAAGCAAAAGAGUCUCUCUCUGGACUCCUGGAGAAAUAUCCCGAAUCGCCAGAAGCAGGAAACUGGAAGCGGAUGUUGGAGGACUUAAAUUCCAGGUGGGCGCAUGCCACCCAGGUGACAGCGGAGCGCCAGCAGAAGUUGGAGAAGUCAGCAAGCGAGCUGGCAAGCUUCCAGGUGGCUGAGGGCCAGCUGCGUCCCUGGCUGAUGGAGAAGGAGCUCAUGAUGAGUGUGUUGGGCCCGCUCUCCAUCGACCCCAACAUGCUGAACGCACAGAAGCAGCAGGUCCAGUUCAUGCUGAAGGAAUUUGAGUCCCGCAAACCCCAGUAUGAUCAGCUGAAUGAGGCAGCCCAAGGAAUACUCGCCAACCCCAGCGAAAUGUCUCCGUCCACCAACAGCAUGCAGGAGGAGCUCCAGGCUGUUAACCAGAAGUGGACUGAGCUCACCGAGCGGCUCAACUCGCGCUCAAGCCAAAUUGACCAGGCCAUUGUCAAGAGCACCCAGUACCAAGAGCUGCUCCAGGGGCUCUCUGAGAAGGUGAAGGCUGCUGGGCAGCGCCUGAGCACCCAGCCCGCCAUCAGUACCCAGCCAGAGGCUGUGAAGCAACAACUCGAGGAAACAAGUGAAAUCCGGUCCGACCUAGAGCAGCUGGAAGAGGAGAUCACAGAGGCUCAGGCCCUGUGUGAGGAGCUCUCUGUUCUCAUUGGGGAACAGUACCUCAAAGAUGAGCUGAAGAAGCGCUUGGAGACAGUGGCCCUCCCCCUCAAAGGGCUGGAGGAUUUGGCAGGUGACCGGAUGAAUCGAUUGCAGGUGGUGCUCGCAAGCUCCCAGCAGUUCCAGCAGAUGUUUGAUGAGCUCCAUACGUGGCUGGAUGACAAGCUGAGGCAGCAGGCACAGAGUCGGCCAAUCUCAGCCAAGCUGGAGAGGCUGCAGUCUCAGAUCCAGGAACAGGAAGAAUUCCAAAAGAGCCUCAACCAGCACAGUGGUUCCUACGAAAUGAUUGUGAUGGAGGGCGAGUCUUUGCUUCUCUCUGUUCAUGCCGGGGAGGAGAGAGCCAGUUUGCAAAGCCAGCUGGUCAGCUUGAAAGCAAACUGGGAGGAGCUUAGCAAACAAAUCAUGGACCGGCACUCCAAACUCAAGGACUGCUUACAGAAGGCUCAGAAAUACCAGCGUCACAUUGAAGAUCUUUUCCCAUGGGUGGAGGACUGCAGGUCAAAGAUGCUAGAGUUGGAAGUCACUCUGGAUCCAGUGCAGCUGGAAGCCAUGCUCCUGAGGUCAAAGGCUAUGCUGAGUGAUGUGGAGAAACGUCGCUCCCUUCUGGAGAUGCUGAACAGUGCCGCUGACAUCCUCAUCAAUGCCUCAGAAAUGGAUGAAGAUGAUGUUCGGGAUGAGAAAGCCGGGAUCAACCAGAAGAUGGAUGCCAUUACAGAGGAGCUCCAAGCAAAGACCGGAUCCCUGGAAGAAAUGUCACAAAGGUUGAAGGAGUUCCAAGAAAGUUUUAGGAACAUUGAGAAGAAACUAGAAGGGACAAAGCACCAGCUGGAAAUCUAUGAGGCUCUAGGCCCACAGGCCUGCAGUGGAAAGAACUUGGAGAAGUUGAAAGCCCAACAGGAGGUUCUCCAGGCGUUGGAACCCCAGGUGGAUUACCUGAGAAAUCUCACCCAAGGCCUGGUGGAAGAUGCCCCUGAUGGAUCCGACUCCUCCCAUCUCUUAAGACAAGCUGAGAUUACCCAGCAAGAUUUCAAAGCAGUCAAGCAAAAAGUCAAUGAAUGUUGCCUACUUAUGGAGAGCAAGCUGGAAGGGAUUGGACAGUUUAAUAAUCACGUUCGGGAGAUGUUCUCCCAGCUGGCCGACCUAGACGAUGAAUUCGAUAGCAUGGGCCCUGUUGGGAGAGACAUGGACAGCCUGCAGUCUCAAACAGAGGAUGUCCAUGAAUUCCUGGGCAAACUUCAAAGGCUGAGGUUGGACAUCCAAGCUUCUGAAGAGAAAUGCAGGCAGAUGUUGGAAGAUGAAGGAAGUCCCGAUCUCAUAGGGUUGAAACGUGAAUUGGAGACCUUAAAUAAACAGUGUGGCAAACUGGCUGAAAGAGGCAAAAGCCGCCUGGAGCAGGUGGAGACAACGCUGGCUCGCAUCAAGGACUUCUACAACAAACUGAAGGAACUGAACUACAUGACAGCCACGGCAGAAGACAGCGAAGCAUUGCAGUGGGUAGUCGGGACAGAGGUGGAUGUCAUCAACCAGCAGCUGGCAGAUUUCAAGACAUUCCAGAAGGAGCAAGUUGACCCCCUUCAGCUCAAACUACAGCAAGUCAAUGGGCUCGGGCAGGGACUCAUCCAGAGUGCAGGGAAGAACUGUGACGUGCAGGGCUUGGAGCAUGACAUGGAAGGCAUCAAUGCCCGUUGGAACACCCUCAACAAAAAGGUGGCCCAGAGGAUUGCACAGCUGCAGGAGGCCCUGUUGCAUUGUGGGAAGUUCCAGGAUGCCUUGGAACCUUUGCUCAGCUGGCUGGCAGACACCGAGGAGCUCAUCUCCAAUCAGAAGCCACCGUCUGCUGAAUACAAAGUGGUGAAGGCUCAGAUUCAGGAGCAAAAGCUGCUCCAACGUCUCCUGGAUGACCGGAAAGCUACUGUUGAGAUGAUCCAAGCAGAGGGUGGGAGAAUCGCGCAGUCUGCUGAACCAGCAGACAGAGAGAAGAUAGUUGCCCAACUGGACAGUCUUGGAAGCCACUGGGCAGGACUUCUCAGCAAAGCUGCAGCCAGGCAAAAUCAACUGGAGGAGAUCCUGGUUUUGGCCAAGCAGUUCCACGAGACAUCAGAGCCCAUAUCUGACUGGCUGUCAGUGACAGAAAAAAAACUGGCCAACUCUGAGCCGAUUGGGACUCAGACCGCCAAAAUUCAGCAGCAGAUUACCCGGCAUAAGGCGCUUGAGGAAGAGAUAGAGAGUCAUGGCUCAGCUGUGACGCGGGCGGUCACCCUUGGACAGUCCCUGGCCUCCCUGAGCUGCUGUGCCGAGCAGGCCUUGCUGGCUGACAAGCUUGACCUGCUUGAGUCCCGCUACGCCGAGAUUUGUGACCGGUGUGGCCGGAAGGCUGCCCUUCUUGACCAGGCCUUGUCCAACGCCCGGCUCUUUGGGGAGGACGAGGUGGAGGUGCUCAACUGGCUGGCUGAGGUCGAGGACAAGCUCAGCUCAGUCUCCGUCAAGGAUUACAAGCGGGAUGUCCUGCAGAGGCACCAUGCCGACCAGCUGGCCUUAAAUGAUGAGAUUGUGAACCGCAAGAAGAAUGUAGACCAGGCCAUUAAGAAUGGACAGGCCCUUCUGAAACAAACCACAGGGGAAGAAGUGCUGCUUAUCCAGGAGAAACUUGACGGCAUCAAGACCCGCUAUUCAGACAUCACCACUGCCAGCUCCAAGGCUCUCCGCACGCUCGAGCAGGCCCGGCAGCUGGCCACCAAGUUCCAGUCCACGCAUGAGGAGCUGACGGGCUGGAUGAGUCAGGUGGAAGAGGAGGUGACGUCCGGUGGAGAGCAUUCUCCUGUCGGGGAGCAGAUCCCUCAGUUUCAGCAGAGGCAGAAGGAACUAAAGAAGGAGGUGAUGGAACACAGGCUUAUUCUGGACACUGUGAAUGAAGUGAGUCGUGCCCUCCUGGAGCUGGUGCCCUGGCGUGCACGUGAAGGGCUGGAUAAGCUCGUCUCCGACACUAAUGAGCGAUACAAGCUGAUCAGUGACACUAUCAAGCAAAGGGUGGAAGAAAUAGAUGCUGCUAUACAGAGGUCCCAGCAGUACGAGCAAGCAGCUGACUCAGAGCUUGCCUGGGUUGCUGAGACAAAGCGGAAGCUGAUGGCACUUGCCCCAACUCGCCUGGAACAAGACCAAACAACAGCACAGCUACAGGUCCAAAAGGCUUUCUCCAUUGACAUCAUCCGACACAAAGAUUCUGUGGAUGAGCUGCUCAACCAGAGGAACGAGAUCUUUGGGACCUGUGGAGAAGAACAGAAAGCCAUGCUGCAGGAGAAGACAGAGUGUCUUCUGAAGCAGUACGAUGAUGUCAGCCACCUCAAUUCGGAGCGCUAUGCCCGCUUGGAGCGUGCCCAGGUCUUAGUCAACCAGUUCUGGGAGACCUACGAAGAGCUCAGUCCUUGGCUUGAAGAGACACAGGUGCUGAUUGGACAGUUGCCCCCUCCAGCAGUCGACCACGAGCACCUCAAGCUGCAACAAGAAGACAUGAGGCAACUGAGGGAGUCGAUUGCUGAACACAAACCCCACAUUGAUAAGCUGCUGAAAAUUGGGCCACAGCUGAAGGAGCUAAACCCAGAAGAAGGGGAGAUGGUGCAGGAGAAGUACUUGAUGGCGGAAGCCAUGUAUUCCCGGAUUAAAGAGGAGGUCCGCCAGCGGGCUCUGGCGCUCGAUGAGGCUGUCUCACAGUCAACCCAGUUCCAUGACAAGAUCGAGCCAAUGCUGGAGGCGCUGGAGAACCUCUCCUCCCGCCUGCGGAUGCCUCCCCUCAUCCCAGCUGAGGUUGAGAAGAUCCGGGAGUGCAUCAGUGACAACAAAAAUGCCACCAUGGAGCUGGAUAAGCUGCAGCCGUCCUUUGAGGCCCUGAAGCGCCGUGGGGAAGAGCUGAUAGGACGAUCACAGGGCGCAGACAGGGAUCUGGCAGCCAAAGAAAUCCAGGAUAAAUUAGACCGAAUGGUGUUUUUCUGGGAAGACAUUAAAGCCCGGGCUGAGGAACGUGAAAUCAAGUUCCUUGAUGUCUUGGAACUGGCAGAGAAAUUCUGGUAUGACAUGGCUGCCCUCCUGGCCACAAUCCGAGAUACACAGGACAUUGUCCAUGAUCUGGAGAGCCCAGGGAUUGACCCAUCCAUCAUCAAACAGCAGGUCGAAGCAGCGGAGACAAUCAAGGAGGAAACGGACAGUUUGCAUGAAGAACUGGAAUUCAUCCGUAUCCUUGGGACUGAUCUGAUUUUUGCCUGCGGAGAGACAGAAAAACCAGAAGUGAAGAAGAGCAUUGAUGAGAUGAACAGUGCCUGGGAGAACCUGAACAAAACCUGGAAGGACAGGCUGGAGCAGCUGGAGGAGGCCAUGCAGUCUGCAGUGCAAUACCAGGACACGCUGCAGGCCAUGUUUGACUGGCUGGACAACACAGUGAUUAAACUCUGCAACAUGCCCCCAGUGGGAACGGACCUCAACACUGUCAAAGAACAGCUGAAUGAGAUGAAGGAAUUUAAAAUGGAUGUUUACCAGCAGCAAAUUGAGAUGGAAAAACUGAAUCACCAGGGGGGACUUAUGCUUAAAAAAGCAACAGACGAGACAGACAGAGACCUCAUCAAGGAGCCACUGACGGAGCUGAAGCAUCUGUGGGAAAACCUGAGUGACAAAAUAGCCCGUCGGCAGCACAAGCUGGAAGGUGCCCUCUUGGCCCUUGGCCAGUUUCAACACGCUUUGGCCGAACUGAUCGCCUGGCUGACCCACACAGAAGAGCUGCUGGAUGCACAGAGGCCCAUCAAUGGCGACCCCAAGGUCAUUGAAGUGGAGUUAGCUAAGCACCAUGUGCUGAAAAAUGAUGUGUUGGCCCAUCAAUCCACAGUGGAAACAGUGAACAAGGCUGGCAAUGAGCUCCUGGAAUCCAGCGCAGGGGACGAUGCCAGCAGCCUCCGGAACCGCCUGGAGACAAUGAAUUCGUGCUGGGAAUCAGUGCUGCAGAAGACGGAGGAGCGGGAACAACAGCUGCAGAUGACCCUUCAGCAGGCUCAAGGUUUCCAUGGCGAAAUUGAAGACUUCCUCCUGUGGCUCACAAGGAUGGAGAACCAACUGUCGGCCUCUAAACCGACAGGUGGGCUGCCAGAGACUGCCCGGGAACAACUGAACGCCCACAUGGAGCUGUAUGCCCAGUUUAAAGCCAAUGAAGAGGUCUACAGCCAGCUCCUGGCUAAGGGAAAACUGAUACUCCUGAGCCGUGAUGACUCUGGAUCAGGGUCAAAGACGGAGCAAAGUGUGGCUCUCUUGGAGCAGAAGUGGGGCCUUGUCAGUACGAAGAUGGAAGAGAGAAAGUCCAAGCUGGAAGAGGCCCUCAACUUGGCGACGGAGUUCCAGAACUCCCUGCAAGAUUUCAUCAACUGGCUUACCCUCGCGGAACAGAGUCUGAAUGUUGCUCCUCCACCUAGCCUGAUGCUCAACGCUGUGCUCUCACAGAUAGAUGAUCACAAGGUUUUUGCUAACGAAGUGAAUGCCCACCGGGACCAGAUCAUUGGCCUGGACCAAAGCGGGAACCAGCUGAAGUUUCUCAGCCAGAAGCAGGACGUGGUUCUUAUCAAGAACCUCCUGGUCAGCGUACAGUCGCGCUGGGAGAAGGUUGUCCAGCGAUCUGUUGAAAGAGGGCGGGCCUUGGAUGAUGCCAGGAAGCGGGCAAAACAGUUCCAUGAAGCUUGGAAAAAGCUGGUUGACUGGCUGGAAGAUGCAGAAAAUCACUUGGACUCUGAGCUGGAAAUUUCAAAUGAUCCUGACAAGAUCAAAUUGCAGCUGUCUAAACACAAGGAGUUCCAAAAAACCCUGGGUGGCAAACAGCCUGUUUAUGACACCACGAUCCGGACAGGAAGGGCCCUGAAAGAGAAAGCUCAGUUCCCAGAUGACAGCCAAAGCCUGGACCAUCUCCUUGGAGAAGUCCGUGACAAAUGGGACACCGUAUGUGGCAAAUCUGUGGAAAGGCAGCACAAACUGGAAGAGGCACUUCUGUUUUCUGGCCAGUUCAUGGAUGCGUUGCAGGCGUUGGUUGACUGGCUGUACAAGGUGGAGCCACAGUUGGCUGAAGACCAGCCUGUCCAUGGAGACCUGGAUCUGGUCAUGAACCUAAUGGAUGCUCACAAGGUUUUCCAGAAGGAGCUUGGCAAGCGAACAGGCACCGUCCAGGUUCUCAAACGUUCAGGCCGGGAGCUGAUUGAGAACAGCCGUGAUGACACCACGUGGGUGAAAGUGCAGCUGCAAGAGCUGAGCAGCCGCUGGGACACUGUCUGCAAGAUGUCCGUCCUGAAGCAAACUCGGCUGGAGCAGGCCCUGAAGCAGGCAGAAGAGUUCCGGGCUGCUGUCCAUUUGCUGCUGGAAUGGCUCUCUGAAGCAGAGCAGACCCUCCGCUUCCGGGGAGCGUUGCCUGACGAUGCUGAAGCCCUGCAGGCUCUCAUUGACGUCCACAAGGAGUUCAUGAAGAAAGUUGAAGAGAAAAGGCUGGAUGUGAAUGCUGCUGUGGGGAUGGGGGAAGUCAUCUUAGCCGUGUGCCACCCUGACUGCAUCACCACCAUCAAGCACUGGAUCACUAUCAUCCGAGCUCGGUUUGAAGAAGUCCUCACAUGGGCAAAGCAGCACCAGCAACGUCUCGAUGUGGCCCUGUCGGAGCUGGUGGCCAAUGCCGAGCUGCUGGAGGAGCUCCUGGCGUGGAUUCAGUGGGCCGAGACGACACUGAUCCAGCGGGACCAGGAGCCGAUGCCGCAGAACAUUGACCAAGUCAAAGCCCUCAUUGUAGAGCACCAGUCCUUCAUGGAAGAAAUGACCCGAAAGCAGCCAGAUGUGGAUCGCGUCACGAAAACAUACAAGAGGAAAGCCACAGAACCGCCCCACGGACCUUUCAUUGAGAAAUCCCGAAGCAAUAGAAAACCCCUGAACCAGAAAGCCCCACCCCCAAUGCCCAUUCUCUCCCAAUCUGAAGCGAAGAAUCCGCGCAUCAACCAGCUUUCAGCACGCUGGCAGCAGGUGUGGCUGCUGGCGCUGGAGCGGCAACGCAAGCUCAACGAUGCCCUGGAUCGGCUAGAAGAGUUGAAAGAGUUUGCAAACUUUGACUUUGAUGUGUGGCGGAAGAAGUACAUGCGCUGGAUGAACCACAAAAAAUCACGCGUGAUGGACUUCUUCCGGCGGAUUGACAAAGACCAAGAUGGGAAAAUCACCAGGCAGGAAUUCAUUGAUGGGAUCCUGGCAUCUAAAUUCCCCACUACUAAGUUAGAGAUGACUGCAGUAGCUGACAUCUUUGACCGCGAUGGGGAUGGUUACAUUGACUACUAUGAGUUUGUAGCUGCACUACACCCUAACAAAGAUGCUUACCGGCCAACAACAGACGCAGACAAAAUUGAGGAUGAGGUGACAAGGCAGGUGGCUCAGUGUAAAUGUGCAAAGAGGUUCCAGGUGGAACAGAUUGGAGAGAACAAGUACCGGUUCUUCCUCGGCAACCAGUUUGGCGACUCGCAGCAGCUGCGGCUGGUCCGUAUCCUGCGUAGCACAGUUAUGGUUCGUGUGGGUGGAGGAUGGAUGGCCCUGGAUGAGUUUUUAGUGAAGAACGAUCCUUGCAGAGUUCACCACCCUGGAAGUAAAAUAAAACGCUCUGACUCCAGCUCUUCGAUUGCCAGUCAGUCUCCUAUAGCACGAGGAAGAACUAACCUUGAACUUCGAGAGAAGUUCAUUUUGCCAGAGGGAGCUUCUCAGGGAAUGGCGCCGUUCCGGUCCCGGGGGCGCAGGUCCAAGCCCUCCUCUCGGGCAGCAUCCCCAGCGCGGUCCAGUUCUAGCGCCAGCCAGAGCAAUCACAGCUGCCCUUCGAUGCCCUCCUCUCCAGCCACGCCUGCGAGCGGGACGAAGACUCCGCAUCACUUCACUCGCUGUUAUGACAAACCCUGGUUGGUAAACAGCAAGGCAGGUACCCCUUUGAGGGGCUACGAUAAUGCUGACCUCCACCUGUCUGCUUCUGAGGCCGUCCCAACUUCAAGCAGCAAGCUGAAACGACCCACUUUCCACUCCAGCCGAACUUCCCUCGCUGGCGGCGAUACCAGUAACAGUUCCUCGCCAGUUUCUUCAGGUGCCAAAACCAGUCGGGCUGAUCCUAAGAAAACAGGCAGUCGCCCUACCAGCCGUGCCGGCAGCCGUGCCGGCAGCCGUGCCAGCAGCCGGCGGGGCAGCGACGCGUCUGACUUCGACCUCCUGGAAACACAGUCGGCCUGUUCAGACACUUCCGAAAGCAGUGCGACCGGUGGGCAGAGCAGCUCUCGGCGAGGCAUGGCAAAGCCCUCCAAAAUCCCCACCAUGUCCAAGAAAACGCCCACAGCCGCCCCGAAAACACCAGGCCCCAAGAGAUAAUACCCCUUUCACCCAUGCCCACGUCUAAACACACACACACACACACACACAGAAAAACCUGUGUCCAUUUUUUAACCUGCUUCAUACAUUGGAUGUAUAUUUAUUCUACAUGGGAGAAAUUAUAUUGUUAAAAGUGUAAAAGAAUUGUGUUAUGAAGCUGCCUUAUUUUGUUCUGUUAAUUUUUUUUCUAAGUUACUAUUUUCAUGUGAAUAUUUAUGUAGAUAUAACUUGCCUUCUGGUGACCUCCUUGUGCUGGGAGGGCCUGGGGGGGAUGAAAUGUGGGAGAGAAUGGAAGCAAGCAAAAAGGUCAAGAUGUGAAAAUGUAAAAACAAAAAAUAAAAAGAUAUAAAUAGGAUUUCUGUGCAGUGCAGGAAGUGAUCCUGCUUUAUCUUUUAGGAUUGUUUCCUAAAUGCAUCUUUAUAAAAUCUUAACUUGCUGUCUCAGCAAGGUAAAUUAUAUUUAAAAACAACACCUGAAUAUCCAGCAGUGUUCAACGAAUUCUCUGGUCUUUUUCUUUUUCUUUUUUUUUAAAUCAUGGAUACCUCAAUAAGAGAGAAACAUGAGGUGAUGGGGAUCUGGAGCUUCUGUUUCCAGUUUUUAAAAGAAAUUGUGGUUUUAUCUGACGAUAAAGUGGAGUGAGUUUGAAUUAAUAAAUUGAAAAAAAAAUUGCACACACGCUUCAUACAAGUAAAGACGUUCACUAAAAAUGCUGUAUUUAGCGAAAUGAAAGUACUGUCAGCCGCUGAGCUUUUAAAGAACAACUAAUACUAUGUUUUCAGGGCGUUACACUUGAAGCUGUCCAGAAACAUCACACAGGUGUGGAAGAUUCCUGGGGUUGGGAAUGCACGGCACAUCCUUUGAGCAGUGGAACUGAAGGGGAGUUUCCACCACCUGGUUCUUCUCUCACACUGCUGUUUAAACAAAAAAACUGACUUCACUUUUUAGUUCAUGAACUGCUAUUUAACUGCAUUUUUUCCUAUUUAUUGUCUCAACUGGUUAAGGCCACUCCUGACCUAACUGGCAUUCGGGAGGCCCCUCCACACUCCAGAGAGGAAGACAGCGCUGCCUUCAACACGCACAGGAGCUUGUUCCUGGAAAUGUUAAAGUGCAUCACCAGCAGCCCACUUGUGUGCCUCCCUUUUGCUCACUUUUAUAUGCUCCUUUUUCCUUUGUGGAGGGAAAGUUAUAAAACAAAACCAAGCUAACUAUGUGACAGUAACCAAGGGGGAGGGAAAGGGAGUUGGGGGCUUACCUGGGCCUUCCUGUAUUUAUUAACUUUUGCUCUUUCCCUUGCUCUGACCAUAUUGCUGUGUGAUUCUCUCAGUUGGUUUAAUUGAGCCAGAACCUGACGCUCUACCAAUGAAUUGUUUUAAAAAAAAGACACUUUUUUGUAUUAAAAUUGCUUGC
Messenger RNA from Rhineura floridana, 25945 nucleotides. RefSeq names its product microtubule actin crosslinking factor 1 (gene MACF1). Gene Ontology annotation, molecular function: calcium ion binding; cadherin binding; structural molecule activity. Gene Ontology annotation, biological process: regulation of focal adhesion assembly; regulation of microtubule-based process; intermediate filament cytoskeleton organization. Bases 302 to 24538 code for a protein of 8078 amino acids. The record is from RefSeq and is a predicted model, not a curated record. The transcript has 100 exons. Lineage: Eukaryota; Metazoa; Chordata; Lepidosauria; Squamata; Rhineuridae. Gene Ontology annotation, cellular component: membrane; microtubule; actin cytoskeleton.